Messenger RNA from Bombyx mori (domestic silkworm), 4406 nucleotides. Its product is annotated as synaptosomal-associated protein 25. Gene Ontology annotation, biological process: synaptic vesicle priming; exocytosis; synaptic vesicle fusion to presynaptic active zone membrane. The coding region runs from base 392 to 1027 and encodes 211 amino acids. The record is from RefSeq and is a predicted model, not a curated record. NCBI's taxonomy places the organism in Eukaryota, Metazoa, Arthropoda, Insecta, Lepidoptera, Bombycidae. The transcript has 8 exons. Gene Ontology annotation, molecular function: SNAP receptor activity; syntaxin binding. Gene Ontology annotation, cellular component: SNARE complex; plasma membrane.
UGAGUACCUACUACGGAAAUAUAGAUGGCAUUGGUAUUGUUGUGUUUAUUUUACAUUAUUUUCCUUUAGCUUUUUCCUCUAACUCUUAUACCAAAACAAAGCUAUUUUAUCUGUCAAGUACAAAUCAAAAUCUUGAAGCAUUCAUUUAAAUAUUAAAUAUAAAACAAUUAAUGUAUGAUACGCGCAUGCUUGUUUGCAUAGAAAGUUAAUGCGCAUAGUCAGGGCAUUGCGCAUUUCGUGGCUAACCUCAUCGACCAGCGACGAGCCACAGAACUGUCAGUUCAGCCUUUUCUUACCGACCUACGCUGUGCUUAUUUUGGUUCCUAGUGUGUGGCGUGUGCUAGUGUCUUCUGGCGUUAAAUUUUCCUAGGUGCUAAUAAAAACAACAAGGAUGCCUGCAGCAGUACCUCCUGCCGAAAAUGGCGGGCCUCGCAGCGAGCUCGAGCAGCUGCAAAUGCGAGCCGGUCAGGUUACCGAUGAGUCGUUGGAGUCCACAAGGCGUAUGAUGCAACUAUGUGAGGAGAGUCACGAGGUGGGCAUGAAAACCCUGGUCAUGCUGGAUGAACAGGGCGAACAAUUGGACAGAAUCGAGGAGGGCAUGGACCAGAUCAACGCGGACAUGCGGGAGGCCGAGAAGAAUCUGUCCGGGAUGGAGAAAUGUUGCGGGAUCUGCGUGCUGCCUUGCAACAAGGGAGCAUCGUUCAAAGAGGACGACGGCACCUGGAAGGGCAACGAUGACGGUAAGGUGGUCAACAAUCAGCCGCAGCGGGUGAUGGAUGAACGCAAUGGGAUCGGCCCGCAGGCUGGAUAUAUCGGGAGGAUAACGAACGACGCUCGUGAAGACGAAAUGGAGGAGAACAUGGGUCAAGUGAACACCAUGAUCGGGAAUCUGCGCAACAUGGCCUUGGACAUGGGUUCCGAGCUCGAGAACCAGAACCGACAGAUCGACCGCAUCAAUCGCAAGGGAGAGUCAAAUGAAACGAGGAUAACUCUGGCGAACCAGCGCGCUCACGAGCUCCUCAAGUAAACGACGGCGGCACUCAAACACACAACAGACAAACACACAGUCUCGUGGAUUGUUUAUAAAUACGCGUAAAUCAAACAACAAAAAAAUAAUAAUCCUAAAAGCGCCUAAUCUAUAGUCCGUAUUUGAAUUUGUUCACGAAUAAUAAUAGAGAAUUUUCAAAUGGUACGUAUAAAAUAUGAUGGUACAGUUUUGGCAUUAUUAGUUUCUAGUAAACAUUGGUUUGAAUUAAGAUGCUAUAUUUGAUUGCAUCUUGAUAACCAAAUAAAUGACAAGUAUAUUUUUAGUGGUUUGUAAAAAGCAUAUAGAUGUUCAAAAAGCCUCGUCCUUGCGCUAUUGUAUGUGAGUCGACUAUUAUCAAAGGCGGCAAUCUGACUUUUGGACAAUGAUUGGUAAAUCAGAAAAACGAAUUAUUGACUUUGUAUUCCAUUGGCAGUCACAAAACUCUUCGGAACGACAUCUUAGAUAAAUAACAGGUUAACUAUUAACCUUUAUUUAAUGCAGGUUUUGAACCGUAUUCUUUGAAGGAGACGAUUAUAUUCAAAUAAAUCUGUAUUGACAUAUCAAUAAAAAAAUUUUGUCCAAAUGUACAGAUUGCCGCCUUUGAUAAUAGACGACUCAUGUAAAGUAUUAUUAGAUGAACUAGCUGUUCUAUCUGUGCUAAACAAAUUCUUACUUACGAACGUAUGCUUGUUUAACUGCUUUAUAGAAUUUUUCAGCAAGAAAACAAAUCAGUUAGCUUCCUUACGAUUACGUAUUGAAGAAAAGAUGACGUCUGUGCUUCCUUUUAGUAAUUAUAUCUUAAUAACCAUAAUUAAAUGUUCGAAUGUAAAAGCGCUUUUAGACAAUUCAUAUGGCAUAUUGACGUAAAACGAAUGAGAAAAUAAAUUCAUACGAUAUUCUAUAAAGCAGUCAAUAGAAGAAUAUACUUUGAAAACGAAAUUUUAACAUUAUAUUAUAGAAAAAAGCACAUAUGUAACUCAGUGAAUAAUUUUAUUCCUUCGAUUAUUAAUCUAAAUAAAAUAUCUCGUAAUACAUUUUUUCUGUAUUUACCUUACCUUAAAAAUUGUAGCCUAAUUCUAUAAAGUUAUAUAAACUUAAAAUUCAUAAAAACUUUUGUCACCUUCUAUCUAUUAUAGUUAGUAAGGUAAUUAUUUGAACGCACUUAUUCUAUUUACCUACCUUUUUUUUUUUCACAAUAAUAAAGUUUCGCUCUAUGAAUUUUACAAAUUUUAAUGUUGAAUCUAUGAAGGUUAAAUAGGGUUGUCAUUUAUAUAAAAUUACGAAUAGUCAAAGGCCGAUAUCCAAGUCGCUUAAAGACCGAAAAAAAUAAUUAAACAUUCAUGAAAAGUAACUUUAAAUGUAAUCAAAUAUAUAAUAUAGAAACAACACAUAUAUAUAGCGUCAAUCAAUCAUAUGAUAUAAUCAAAGUUUACCAUAUUACAUUCUCAUAUCAAAAACUUGUUGAAAUCUCGAAUGGUACCGCAAGAACCGAGUGAAAGAAGUCAAAAAUCGUUUUUUCAAGGCUUCAAAAAUAAAUGUUUAAUAAAGUAAUAAGAAGAAAAAAAACAAUAAAUAAAAUCGAAACAAAAACACGUACGAAACGAAAGUGACAACCCUACACACGCGGCAUACUAUGUUUGAAAUGUCACACGUAAAUCGAUUACGCACCCAUAUUGUAUUAAAUUUAUGACAGCCGAUUGAACAGAUCUGGAAUCACGUAGUCUGAUAUGCUCAGAUACGACAAGGAGUUCGUGAUGGAUUAGACGAAUCUCUUGUUAGUCCGCAAUCGAACGUUAUCGGGCACUAAAAUACGGAUUAGGGAAUGCGAAAUACGUGAGAAAAACUGCAAACGAUAAACGACCGCGCUCACACGAUAACAGAUUGUAACUAUACAUACGUGAGACCUUAGAACUUAUAUCUCAAGGUGGGUGGCGCAUUUACGUUGUGGAUGUCUAUGGGCUCCAGUAACCACUUAACACCAGGUGGGCUGUGAGCUCGUCCACCCAUCUAAGCAUCAAAUAAAAAAAGUUGUUCUUUUGUUAUCUUCAAUUAUUAUGUGUGUUCGAUAUUUUAAAAAUUAAAAGACUUUAAUGUUUAAAAUUGAUUUAUAUUUAAUACGAAAGGCAAGAUACCGAAGGUAAUUGAGUGCGUAUAUAGAGACCUACGCUCGGCAUUGAGUGGACAUAGGUUUAAGAAGAGAAUGUUUAAAAUAAUAUGGUCCGUAUUGCGAGGCUGCACGGGUAGAUGUCUUCUUGCCUAUUUCUGUCGUGAAGCAGUCCUGUGUUUGAAAGGUGGAACCAUCUUUAAACAACCUAAUUGAGAUUACUAUUGUUACUACAAUUUUUUGUUCGAACGAGGUGCGUAUCCAUUCUACGUGAUACAAUUCGACAAACGUUUGAAACAUUGAUCUGUACAACAAACAAUUAUAAAUCAAUCAUUCCCUUAUGAAAUAAAAUAAUAAAGUUAUAAAUUAUAGUAUAUUAUAUAAAACUUAAUAGAUGAAAUUAUUAAAAUAAACAAUUAGCAAUAAGAUGUUAUGUCCUUUCAUGUUAAUAAACAUCAUAAUAUAAUUAUUAUAUUCAAUAUUAGAAUGUAGCUGUUGUUUGAAGACCUUUUUAAGCCGAAAUAACAUAAUCAGUGAAUAUUUAAAAACUUAAUAAUAGAGCUUAGAAAUUAAAAAAAAUUAUUGAAGAUUCCAGAUUACGAUAUUCAAUUCUUGUGCCAUCAAUAUAUUUUUUUUUCUCCUCUAUGUAUGCUUUCCAACAAUUCUGUAAAUAAAUAAAGAAGGCUUCGAAGCUCGCAAAGAAAUGUAGCAUUAGUUAGAGUAUGUGAAGUGAUAGGGACGGAUAUGUGAUAAUAGAAUUUGAUUAAGAACAUUUAAAAAAAAAAAGUAUUAACAUCAUAUAAGUUUACGGCUGAACCGUACAAUUUGAUCGGCUUUCGUCUAAAAAAAAAGAUAAAUAAAUCAUAGACGUUUCAAGCGUAGAAGUAUUUAUGUUUGUGCAACAAUGUACAGAUUAUAUUUAUAAUUUUUUAAAAACAGUACUUUGUUUUUUUUUUUUUUUUUGAAAACGAAUGAAUCCUAGGACAUCUGAACGUUCCGUUUUAAGUAUUAAAUAAACAAAAUUGAUGUUCGGUUAUUUAUAUUCGUUAAAACAAUGAAAUAAUAACAUAUCUUCGCAAGAGUAACAAAUGUAUCUGCUUCUACGUUACGCAUAUGUAAAGAUGAUUAUAUUAUAUAAAUGAGCACUAGUUUGUACUAGAUUACCUUUAAUUAGCAUUACUAAUAUAAUAAAUAAAUGAAACAUAAUUUAUUGUUCUUAGCUAUUUUUAUUUAUUUUGUGAAUAUUAAAUAAAAUAAAAAAACAUUCGAGUACAA